Lathyrus sativus (Indian pea) is the source of this 528-nucleotide messenger RNA. The record is from the annotation of a GenBank genome assembly. Lineage: Eukaryota; Viridiplantae; Streptophyta; Magnoliopsida; Fabales; Fabaceae.
AUGUCACGGGGGAGGGGAAAGCUGAAGAAACAGACAUCUCGACCACCGAAACAGAGCAAUUCAAGCGGGAAGGCCACGAGUGUGGUUGAAGAAGAAUUGGAGAAUGUAGAGGCUCUGGAACCAGUAGCAACAGAAGGCGAGAAAGUGAAAGAGAAAGACGUACUAGGGGAUGCAGAGAACCCUAAAAAAGAGGAUGGGGAGAAUCUUAAUGAGAGUAAGGAAACGUUGUGGGUGGAUGUGAUUCGAGGAAAUCAAAAUACUAUGAAUGGAAUGGACAUCCAAUACGUUGCACCCAAGAUCAUUGAUGGACAAGUGGAAGUGGAAAUUGCAGAAGAAGAUGUUGAAUCGGAGGUGUGGUUCUAUGAAACAUCGCUGAUAAUGUAUGUUAUUGGAACCAAUUUGAGUACGCACGCUAUUAAGAACUACAUGACAAGGACAUGGAAUUUUGCGACGCUGCCGAAAAUGUACUAUAACGAUGAAUGUUACUUCAUUCUGAAAUUCAAAUCUGAAAGGAUAGGGAUAAGGUGA